AUGGAAGAAGAAGAUUCUUUAAAUGGAGCUCCAAAGAGAAGACAAUUAUUUAUGGAUUUAGAUACUAAAGAAAUUUACCACAAAAAAAACUUAGAAAACACAUCUCAGGCUUUGAUAACUCUGAAUUCUUAAAAUUGUUAAAUUGAUGAUGAUUAUCAAAUUGAUAACAGCUAAGUAGAGAGAAAUAAUUUAGAGGUUAAAAAAAUAAAUUCAAGCAUGUGCAACAUAAGUUAGAAAAUAAAUGAAGUCAAUUUUAAAGAAAGCUCAAAGGGUUAGUAAAUUAGCUCCAAUGUUUUAACAGCGCCAUGGAUAAGUAAAUUCUAAAAUGACACAUUAUUAUCUAGCUUUGAAAAAAUUUAUGGAAUUAACAUUCAGCAAGUAAGCAGUAAUCCUGAUGAAAAUAUUAGCAUAAAUAACUCUUAGAUUUAAAGAAAAAUGACUCACUACUUUGUUAAAGAGCACAGAAUAGAUUUUAAAAAUAAUUAUGAUUAAGAUUACCUAAAAGAAUAAAAAAAUUUUGAAGAAUUAGAUUUAGAAGAAGAAGAUGAAGUUAUAAGAGCUAAAAAGCUUUAGAGAAAAUAAGAAUUUUAAGAAAUUUGGAUUCGACUUGGGAGUGUUUUGUUUAAUGUUAGAAAAUUUUUUAAAGUGCUAAAAUCUUAAUGUUCUUAUUUUAAAUACAAAAUAUUGAUGGAAUCUCAUAACUUACAUAUAAUUGGAGACAAGGCGUUUUUUAAAAAAGGGGAUCAAGACGAUAUAAAGAAAUAAAAUAUAAUAAAUGAUGAAGAAGAAGAAGAUAAAAAUUCUUUAUUAUUCCUUUUAAAGCAUGUUUCAAAGUGA
Messenger RNA from Tetrahymena thermophila SB210, 837 nucleotides. RefSeq names its product cation channel family protein. The record is from RefSeq and is a predicted model, not a curated record. Lineage: Eukaryota; Ciliophora; Oligohymenophorea; Hymenostomatida; Tetrahymenidae. The transcript has 2 exons.